Vicia villosa (hairy vetch) is the source of this 623-nucleotide messenger RNA. RefSeq names its product major pollen allergen Ole e 10-like. NCBI's taxonomy places the organism in Eukaryota, Viridiplantae, Streptophyta, Magnoliopsida, Fabales, Fabaceae. The transcript has 3 exons. The record is from RefSeq and is a predicted model, not a curated record. Bases 32 to 463 code for a protein of 143 amino acids.
UUAUGUAUAUAAGAGUCCUUAUUAAAAUGAGAUGAACACCACAAAACUUAGAGAAAAGAAGAAGAGAAUCAUUGAAAAGUUGUUAGCAGCAAUGUCAUCAUCAAUUGGCUCUAUUCUCACGAUGGUUCUGUUGGUUUUGGUUUUCGCAGCAGGAAUAAAUCUCAAGUUUGGUAAUGGACAAGAUCAAGAACAAUAUUGGUGUGUGGCUAAACCUUCAGCCAGUGAGAAAGAGCUGCUGUUAAACAUUGAAUACGCUUGCAACAAUUUGGGUGAUUGCAAAUUGAUUCAGCCAGGAGGAUCCUGCUUUAAUCCAGAUACACUAGUGUUCCAUGCAUCUGUGGUUAUGAAUCAGUAUUUUGCAAAGAAUCAAAGAACCAAUUCCAGCUGCUAUUUUGGAAACACUGGUCUCAUUGUUUAUGAUCCAAUCUCAAGUGGAGGACGACAGGAUUGCGUGUUUGCUUAAGUGCUUGAAGAUAUACAUAGAUUCUAAUACGUUUAUACCACUUUUAUGUUUAAUUUAAACAAAUAUUCCUAAUUAAUGCCAUAAGAACUUAUGAUUUUAUUUGCUACCUGUGUGUCUCUGUAUUUGAAGAACUGAUAAUGAAUAAAGUUUUUAUUUGCUA